Lithohypha guttulata is the source of this 645-nucleotide messenger RNA. RefSeq lists its product as uncharacterized. The record is from RefSeq and is a predicted model, not a curated record. Lineage: Eukaryota; Fungi; Ascomycota; Eurotiomycetes; Chaetothyriales; Trichomeriaceae. The transcript has a single exon. The coding region runs from base 1 to 645 and encodes 214 amino acids.
AUGCCUUCAAACCUCACGGCACAGCAGGCUCUAGAUGCGGGAGCGAUUCGACAACCAGCAGACGCUCCUAAUGCCAAGCAGCCUGGGCAAAAGUGCUUGACAUGCACCAAAUACGAUAGCAGCUGUUACGGCAGCGAAGUCCGAGAUGGCAAAUGCAACCGCUGUCGAGGACUUCUAGAUGGAGAACAGCCAGACGAGCACGGUCGAGGCAAACAAGGACGGAAACGAACUUGUGUCUGGCUUGACCCUGCUCGCGGGAUUCAGACAUAUGAGGAGGCACAGCAGAAGCUGAAUAUGCUUCGCAACACGAAGAACACCGCCGAAGCUCGAGCUGAGAGGGCUGAGGCGGAAGUGAGUUGUGACAACGUUGCUGAGCUUCCUGUGAAUUCUCCCGAGCUCAAUCUUGUGGGCAGGGUAGUACACGGUCUCAUCCAAAGCGAACACUAUGUUCCACAGGAUUCUGAGACCAAUUACCGGACGAUGUUCGAAGCCUUGGACGUCAUGGCUGCGACAGAGCCUGGUCCUGCCUUACGGAGAGUCUAUGACAUAUUGUCUACGAUGCAAGGGCGUGGAGACCGUUUCGAGAAGGUUGAGAUGUUCAGCCUCUUGCAUGGUGCCCACGCUUGGGCGAAGCUUUCACAAUGA